AGUCAAAGAAGUACAGGAUGAAUGCAGAGGAGCCAACUCUGUAGUCUAUAUGCGACGGGACUACGGGAGCGAGGAGAUCAGCCGAGAAGCAGACUGGGAGAGAGGUGUUAGAGCGUUAAGAGUAUCAGGGAGCCAUGGAUGUCGCAGCAGAUCUGCAGAGGGUGAUCGACAUUCUGAGCUCGGCGCGCAUGGAGAGCCAGAGCCGGCUGCUGGAAUUGGACGCCCUGCUCGGCGCAGUGCGUGACUCCAUCGCGCGCUUCCCCAACAUCAUCAACAAUAUCAUCGACAGGCGAGAUAAAUGCCUUGUGUUGGCAACAUGUGGAGAUUAUGAUCGCCGUCUCGAGGAAGCGAGAAGAUUGUUCGCCCACCUUCGCGGCGAGCUUGAGGCAAUCCUGAGCAGGCAGGUGGAACCAGAUUCUUGGUAUCAGGUAACCGCUCUCCACAUUAGCAACCUCUUCUUUCGCCGUGCCACCGUCCGUGAGCUUAGGAGUUUGUUGAAGAAGCUUGCGGGGCUAGAGGAAUCACUUGCCUCCGUGCCAGAGUCUGGAGAGAGUAUGGACGAAGACUUGUAUCCAGUAGGAACCUCGACGAACGAUGUGGGUCCCGACGACUAUGUCAAAAGUCCAAUGGUGGGGAGAUCAGAGCUGGCGGAGAAGAUGCUGGGGAGGAUGUUGCUCGCCGACGGCGAGGAGGAGGAGGGCGACGGGCCGCUGGUUUUACCGAUAGUGGGAGGGCCUGGGAUGGGAAAGACAUAUCUAGCCCGGUUCCUAUUCAACGACGAUAGGGUCAAGCAGGCGUUCCAGGUGCGGCAUUGGGUGCAUCUCUCACCACAUUUUGAUCUAUCUGAGGGUGUCAGUACGAUUACAAGCAGCUGGUUGGUCGAUAGGAAGGAUGGGCCAUCCUAUCUGCAACAAGUAAUUUCCAGUGUUCUAAGAGGAGGAGCGAAAUACUUGGUCGUCCUGGAUAACGUGUGGAAUGUUGGCCAGCACGACUGGCCUGAAUGGGACAACCUUAUGCUGGCAUUCCCCCCAAAUGGCAGGAUCCUUCUCACCACACGAACUCCCUCUAUCAUACCACGGACGGCCGUCGUCAUGCGAACCACUGAGGCUUACUUCUUGCAACCACUGGACCAGGAAUCCUCCAAACACGUCAUGGACAUGUACCUUCCCCCUUAUCACGAGUACGGUAUCAAGUUGGUCGAAAAAUGUGCCGGUGUGCCUCUGCUGUUAGAGUACACAUCAUUUCUUAUACUUCAAAGGGACCAGCUAACUCUGAUCCGGUGGAAAAGAGUUCUGGAAGGUUCUUGGAGGAUUCAACAAGAGGAAGAACUGACUGAUGUCUUUCAGAGAGCUUAUGCCAGUUACCAGCAUCUCUCGUCCGAAUUGCGGAAUUGUUUUCUUUUUUGCUCGCUGUUCCCAUUGGACUUCAACUUCACUGCUGAAGAACUGGCUGAUCUUUUUGCUGCCAAAGGCUUUAUACCGUCGACCGUGCCUGAAGCCCAACGAAUACGAUUCCUCCAACAGUUUCUUGAUGAGUGCUUUUAUCCGGUGGAAGAAUAUGAUCAUGGAGGUAGGCAUAUGUACAGGAUGCACAAGAUAUUGCACAUCUUCGUGCAAUAUGCAGACAGAGUUUCCAGCUCAAUCAUCAGAGUUGGUCAGUUCAAUGCUGUUCAAGACAUUAUCUUGUCUACUCGGAGUGCAUCACUGCUCGUUCAUCCUUCCACGGAAUCGCUGCCAAUUUGCAUGUCCCAAUUGAAGAUGUUAAAGACAUUUAUUUUGCUACAGGAAGGGAAAACGUGCUCAUCUGAUCGGCAGUGUGAGAUCAAACAGAUUCCCCAAGAAUUGUGUCAAACACUUCGACAUCUUGAAGUCCUCAGUUUAGAAGCCACUAAGAUCAGGAAGCUCCCUAAUAAAUUCGACCUACUCUUCCACUUGACAUUUCUCAACCUAUCAGGGACAGAUAUCAGAGUCAUCCCCAGCUCAAUAUCCAAACUACAACUUCUGCAUACUCUGAAAUUAUCCUACUGUGGAAAGCUCCAAAAACUGCAUCGAAAUAUAUGCAGGCUUUCUCGGCUACACAAGUUAGACCUUGAAGGAUGCCGCUAUCUUUCUGAAUUACCUCAGAACAUCAGUAAAAUUAAUAGCCUUGAGUAUCUUAGUGUUCUUGGAUGUGCAUCACUUACUCGAAUGCCUCACAGAUUCGGAAAUCUUAAAAACCUUCAGACAUUGCUAGGGUAUGUUGUUUCAAACAGCAAUGUAGUUAUGCUGUCAGAGCUGCAACCUUUGGCAAACCUGCACAGGCUAAGCUUAGAAAGACUUGAAAAUGUUUUGGAUCUGAAAGAUGCAAGAGAUGCCAUGCUGCAAGAUAAGCUAGAACUCGAAUCAUUGGCACUGAGGUGGAACAUGGAUACUGAACAUGCCAAUACAGCAGCCUAUGAACUAAUUGAGAUUCUUCGACCGCCACAACAGCUGAAAGAGCUGGAGCUUGUUGCGUAUGAAGGUGAUAAGCUUCCAUCUUGGAUGACACACACCGAACCAUAUCUUAAAUCUCUGGUUGAGAUAAGACUGAUUAAUCUCACAGAAUGUAAAUCCUUACCUCCUCUGGGGAUACUACCACGUAUGAGGAUAGCCGAGAUAAGUGGAGCUGAAAGUAUCACCUGCAUUGACAACAAUUUCUAUGGUCACAAUGGCACAUUCCCCUCUCUGGAGAAGUUAACUUUCUCUUAUAUGCAUAACCUUGAACUCUGGGAACAGGCAGACAGGACGGGUGCGUUUCCUUGUCUUGCAGAAGUGGAAAUUAUUCACUGCCCCAAAUUGAGUGCUUUGCAUAUGGAGCUUCCAUCUGUUGAAAAGUUGACCUUGUGGAUGAACAACAAGAUGUUAUAUGGUUCAAAAGGAGGCCUUAGAAGUGUGGCAAGAAAUCUGGAACAAAUAUCAAUCUGUUUUGGGGAAGAGCUGGAAUCUUCUUCUAACUUUGAGGGUUUGCAAGAUCUCGCCAGGCUCAAGAAGUUAAACAUAUGCGGGUGUCAUGAGCUGACAUGCCUCCCGCAAGGUCUGCAACAUAUUUCUUCUAUUAGAAGCUUGGCAAUUGACAAUUGCAACAAACUGGAGACUUUACCAGAAUGGUUAGAGCACCAACCUUCUCUCCAAGUUAUACGUUUGUCGGGCUGUCCUGCGCUACAUUCUAUUUCCGAAGGCUUGCUACGUGGCAACAGUAUCGAAAUACAUAUGAAUGACUGCCCCAAUUUGACAGAACAAUCAUCAGGAGGAUAUUCUACUACUCAAGUCAAGAAGCACAAAGAAAUCAUUCGGCUUGUUGAAGAAACCAUCAGUGAAGAUGACUAUACCAUCCUUGGAAACACCUUACUUGAAGAUGAUACUUAUCUAGAGGAGGCUUUUUUUGGUGCUCGAGUAGAUACUAGGAGGCACCACGUUUCCUAAUGUUAAUAGAACAUGGGCAUGUUUGGAUGUACUUAAUGUUAAUCUUAUUAAAACUAGCUGGGUGGCUCGCGCAAUUGUGCGGCUAGCACCCAUAUAAAAUUAUCUAUUUU
Messenger RNA from Oryza sativa Japonica Group (Japanese rice), 3550 nucleotides. RefSeq names its product putative disease resistance protein RGA3. NCBI's taxonomy places the organism in Eukaryota, Viridiplantae, Streptophyta, Magnoliopsida, Poales, Poaceae. Gene Ontology annotation, biological process: defense response to other organism. Gene Ontology annotation, molecular function: ADP binding. The record is from RefSeq and is a predicted model, not a curated record.